Thunnus maccoyii (southern bluefin tuna) is the source of this 3177-nucleotide messenger RNA. It is a transcript of the gene rab35b, whose product is annotated as RAB35, member RAS oncogene family b. Gene Ontology annotation, molecular function: GTPase activity; GTP binding. Gene Ontology annotation, cellular component: endosome membrane; plasma membrane. Bases 287 to 892 code for a protein of 201 amino acids. The record is from RefSeq and is a predicted model, not a curated record. Lineage: Eukaryota; Metazoa; Chordata; Actinopteri; Scombriformes; Scombridae. Gene Ontology annotation, biological process: endocytic recycling. The transcript has 6 exons.
UUGCGCAGUGAGGCCGGAUCAGAGUUGGGUGCAGCAGCUUCACCAGAGAAGGAAGCGGAGUUUCCGGCUGUUUGCAGCGGAGGGAGAGGAUUGCUGACGCCGCGAAACCCCGAGAAAAAGGCCGCCGGCUCGGGGGGGCUAACAGUGUCUAGCAUCGGCAGUGGUCGUUUUCUUUCAUACCGGAGGGAUCUGGGGGGCUGGUGAUUUUUACAGGCCGAGGGGGGUCGGACAGCAAACCGAGCAAAGAAGCGUCCACAAGGCGGGGGGUGAGCCACCAGCUACCGGCAUGGCCAGGGACUACGAUUACCUCUUCAAGCUGCUCAUCAUCGGUGACAGCGGAGUGGGAAAGAGCAGUCUCCUCCUGCGAUUUGCAGACAACACAUUUUCAGGUAGCUAUAUCACCACGAUUGGCGUGGACUUUAAGAUCCGGACGGUGGAGAUCAACGGGGAGAAGGUGAAGCUACAGAUCUGGGAUACAGCAGGGCAGGAGCGAUUCCGCACCAUUACCUCCACAUACUACAGGGGAACGCACGGGGUCAUAGUGGUAUAUGACGUCACGAGUGCCGAAUCCUUCGUCAACGUCAAACGAUGGCUACAUGAAAUCAACCAGAAUUGUGAUGAUGUGUGCCGAAUAUUAGUGGGAAACAAGAACGACGACCCCAACUCCAAGGUGGUUGAGACGACUGACGCGCAGAAGUUUGCUGAGCAAAUGGGCAUCAACCUGUUUGAGACAAGCGCAAAAGAGAACAUCAAUGUUGAAGAGAUGUUCAACUGCAUCACAGAGCUAGUGCUAAGAGCCAAGAAGGAGGUGCUAGCCAAGCAGCAGCAGCAGCAACAGAACGACGUGGUCAAACUCACCCGGAACAGUAAACGAAAGAAAAAGUGCUGCUAGCAAACUCAAAGCCAUCCUCACAAGGCCGGCAGCGUCUUCUCUUCACACACAUACACACACGAUGGGACUCAGAACAUCUAAAUUAAAGAGCAGAUAAAGAUUUAAUAAAUAUACAGUGAAAGAUUAAAAAAAAAAAUAAAUAAAUAAAUGGAAAGAAUUGUCCCCUUUGGACAAAUUAAUCAUGAAGACUUUAAAAAGAAUAUGUACAGAUUUUAUUAGACGUCAGAUCAAGUUUUAUUUGGAACUCAGCAGAUGGGCACUAUUGACCUGAGGUCCUCCUUUCUUUAAGGAUCUGCAAGCUGACAACUGACCGCCAUAAUGCUCAGAUUUCUGUCCACAUAAUCCCCAUAUUCUUCAUCAGUAUCUCAUCUCUCCUUCUCAUUCCACUGCACACAGGACAUUCAGAGUCAAGUCAGACUCUGCGCCUGAGGAGAAGGAGGGCUCACUUUUUUUUGGAUCUAUUUGUUUUCUUUCUAGUUUUUCUUUUCUUUUGGGGGGGGGGGGGGGUUGUUUGGUUGUUUAGGGAGGUGGUUAUUGGAGCGGGCGUCUGAGUAAGAGCGAAGGUCUCACCGCCUCGCUACAGUUUCAACAUUUCAGACACCUGCGUUACCACGACUCACACCAAGAGAUCAUGAACUGCUAGAUUUUGUUUUAUUUGACUCGAUGGGGGGAAAACAAAUCAAACUGAUGAUGAUGAUGAUGAUGAUGAUGAUGUUGAUGAUGAUGAUUGGUAGACGACCUUUAGCAACUAAUCCGAUGGACAGAACUGGUGACUUCUCAUGUUUUGUUUUUCCUUGUCUAUAUUUUGCCAAGCUACCCGCCCUCUCUCCUCUAACCUCCAGUAGUGCUGAGCCAACGACCUGAUUGAUUUUAUGUUUUUGUUUUUUUUUCUUUUUGUCUUUUUUUUUUUUUUUUUUUUAAUGCAGCAGAGCAGUUGAACCACUCCUGGAGCUCUGGGACGUCCAGCUCUGAUAGCACCGUUCACUGCAGUCUUACUAUGCUUUCAGAGUUUCCUUUUAAACCUUUUCCUCCAUCUUUUUUUUUUAAAAUGAUGAUACUGCCAAUAAUAUAGAUUAAAAAAAAUUAGGAGCUCAGUGGCGCCUGUUAUUGGACUGUUGCCAUAGUGGCUUCUGGUUGGCCAAGAGGCAGGAUGAUCAGGGUCUGAAUGGACUCUGUUGAGUCCUUAGGAAGCCCUCCCUCUCCCUCUGUAUCCCUGCAGCCACUGGCCCUCUCUCCUCCGAGCACUCACACAUCAGCACCUCUCACAGUGACAGACUCACCUCCUGCAUUUGCUCUCUCAAGGGGGGCGAGUUCACCUCCGAACCUAACCAUCAGCACGAGGAGGCUCUUGCUUUGGAAACUGGCUUCUCUCAGUCGCCACGGUGAUCCAUAGCAGACUGUUAUUGCCCAUGUUUCAUCUGAGCACGCAAAGUUUGUUUGAAGGUAAAAGGUUACAUGCAUCCAGACUGUCAAGGAUUUACUGUAUUUCCUUAGCUUGCAGAGUCUCUAACUGUUAACUGUUGUUAAGGUCUGAUGUCAUGUGUUUCUUUGCUUUUCCGUGUCACCAUCCCUGCUACCUUUUCGACAGAAGUGUUACUGGACAGUGUUUAUGCAUCGAUGAUGAGAGUGCGGCAGACAGUGAGGCUGUUACUGUAAGAGCAAACAGGGAUGAACUGCAGCACUGGCUCCCAGGGUUUGGCACAGAGGCUGAAGCAUCAUACAUGACCUAUUACUGACUUUUUUUUUUUUCUUCUUUGUUCUGAUUUGGGAGAGUUGUAAACGGAGAGAGCUGUAGGAAUCGGCUACGCUUCUGUUGAAAACAUUGAGUUUUCAUCCUCUGGACUCACUCUGGCAGCCGGUUUGGGAUCCCAAUAAGCACUGAGAGGUCCCAGUGUUUUUGACCUCCAGGGCCGAGAAAUGGCAUCAAAUCUCACUUUAUGAUUUUUAUUCAUUAUGUGUAUGUAUAUAUAAAUAUAUUUGUGUGUUUAUAUUCAAUAUAGAACAUACACACAUAAUUAGCACACCAAACUGUGCAUGUGUUGAACAUGCCCCCUGUGUGCUAUGGUUGAAACACACUCGUCAGCUGUGGUUUGCUGUACACUGGAGAAAAAGAGAUGUACUAUUCAUUUUUCCCUACAUGAAUUUAAUCAGUAAUAAACGUUUUAAAGGAAUAAAUAUUUGACACAUAAUGACUGAUCUCAUUUGUCAGUGAUUUGAGGCUUAACUUCAUUUUGAACCUGUCUUUCUAUUUUUGCUUCCUGUGAAUAAAAAUAUAUGGGAGGAAG